Molecule: messenger RNA, 2244 nt
Organism: Amphiprion ocellaris (clown anemonefish)
Lineage: Eukaryota; Metazoa; Chordata; Actinopteri; Pomacentridae
Product: zinc finger and SCAN domain-containing protein 21-like
Exons: 3
Coding region: 298-1305 (335 amino acids)
Biological process (GO): regulation of transcription by RNA polymerase II
Molecular function (GO): DNA-binding transcription factor activity; RNA polymerase II cis-regulatory region sequence-specific DNA binding
Source: RefSeq, a predicted model, not a curated record
ACCAGUAACCCUUAAACCCAGGAAGAAGAUGGUGAUCCGCGCUCACAUCAAGCACAAUUAGCAGCUUAUUUAUUAGUUUAAAUCGUUUGUUCUCUUUACCUUAAGGAAAAGAUGCCAAAUGGACCCCUGCUUUGCCUUUUUUUGAUCCACCAGAAGGAAUGAUGGUUCCUAAAUGCGACGAUUAUCUGCAUAAACGUGAACAUUGGAAACAAUGCGCGACUCCAGCUUGAGCAGCACUGGAUAAACUGGGAUUCAACAAAGGAGUCUGUUUCACAGAAUUAUAUUAAGUCCUCAAAGAUGUCCAAAGUUGAGCGUCUCAAUGUCCGAGUGGAAAAACUGCUGUGUAAAGCGGUGCAGGAGGUUCUGGAGGCUGUGAGAGAAACCGUGUCAGAGUACCAGGAGAAGACUGCCAGAACCCAGAGAGAGAACCAGAGUCUGCGCAGGAGGCUGCAGGAACUCCAAGACAAGAUAAACCUGGAGAGCAAUGGAAUGGUGCCACAAACUUCCCCUGAAUCCAAGCAGGCCGAGGUGGAACCGAAAGAAGAGUUGAGAGACGAUAUAGAGGUCAUCCCUUCUGACAAGGUGGCUUCAGUGAUUUACCCCUCAGAUGAACGUAAAGACGAUGAUGCACCCAUCACAUCCUUAGGUUCUCCCUGUCUCUCCCCUAAAGGUCCAACAGAACCUCAUGACAACUUUGACAGCACUAGAAAUCUUAAAACAGAGACCGAUAAAGGACAAUCAACACCAGUUUUAGACCAUGUAGAACCCAUUAUUGCACUUCCGAUCCCGGAAAAUGAUCAGAAAAUGAAAGUGGAGCCUGCAUCAGAAGAAGGUGGGUUGCGUGUUGUUAAUUAUUUUUACAAUGAAGCAUCAACAAGCAUGACAUCUUUAAACCUAGAACCUCCACAAGCCACUUUUGGACUCUACAGCGAGUCGGGAGUGGCCUUCAGUGUGGAUCAAAAUGGCAGCGAUGGUGGAGCACACAAACAGAAUAAUGCGCAAACAAGCACACAGGUGGGAUUCUCUGCCUCGACGGCAUUUCAGAGAAGCGUCAGGAAACACUACUGCUGCUCGCUGUGUGGUCGCACCUUCAGGCACGCAGGCGACUACAAGAAACACAGCAGGGUGCAUACGGGGGAGAAACCGUACUGCUGCUCGGUGUGCGGGAAGCGUUUCAGCCAGUCGGGCUACCUGACGGUGCACCUGCGCUACCACACCGGAGAGAAACCGUUCGGCUGCAGUCACUGUGGGAAAAGUUUUAGUCACUCGAGCAACAUGAAGAAACACCAGCAAACCCAUCUGUGAAGCUGCUGUUAUUGAGCUUUAGGGGUGAACACUGCAAACAAACAGAAAGCGGACUACAAGUUCAAAUUCAAUGUGAAAUUGUCCUCCUGGAGUUUAUUUUUGGAAUUCAUUGAGUUUAAAUACAUGAAAAAGUAGCUGUGCCUUCUUUUGUCUGUAUUGUAAAGCAUCUGUCAUAUUCCUGUUGUUUCUGCCUUACUGAUAUUUGUCAGAUUUUAAUGUGGUACUUACAGGAUUCACCUUGUACAAAGUUUGAAUCUCUCACCCGUAAAAUCUCAGCAUAGCUUUGAGUAAACUUGUAUGUGAGAGAUGGUGUAUUGAGAAGUGCUGAGUUUGUCCUGCUGCUAUUUGAAAGUUGAUAAGUCUCUGGACAACGGUGCAUUAUUGUAUUGAAUAUGUCUGGUCCUUUUAAUAAGCAUCUGUGGUGCUUUUGGAGAGGCAUCAGACAGCAGUUGUCGUGGUUGGUGUCAGAAAACCAGCAGGUGGUAGUUUGUAGGUGGUUUAUUGACAAAUACGAUAAGAGAAGCUUACAGGCUGGAUGGCAGGUGAGCAGGAAAACAUGAGCAGAGAGCAAAGCAGAGGUCAUGGUGAAGCAAGCAAGGAGAAAAAAAGCACAGUAAGAGGAAGACAAGUCCACUAAACAAACGAAUAAAGAGGGGAAAUGGAGAACCGGCUCCUCUUCUUCUUUAUCAGACAUCCUCGAUCCAUGUCGUCACAUCUUAGUUCCUCCCAUCUGAGAUCUGAGGCCAGAAAGAGACACAAGGAGAGAAGAGUUGAUACAGCAGGCAUCAGUUUAAUAUGAUACAACUGCAUCAUCUGCCUUUUUAUGUAUUGUAUUUUAUGAUCUCUGUGAGAUGAUCAAAGCGAUGUUCAUGACAGUUUUUAUAUAUGACUUUCAAUAAAUGUACUUUAUAAUGUGGAAUAAAGGGACAAACAAUUUAA